Molecule: messenger RNA, 309 nt
Organism: Saccharomycopsis crataegensis
Lineage: Eukaryota; Fungi; Ascomycota; Saccharomycetes; Ascoideales; Saccharomycopsidaceae
Exons: 2
Coding region: 1-309 (102 amino acids)
Source: RefSeq, a predicted model, not a curated record
AUGUCCUUAAAUGAGCCAAUUAAUGGACAAGUUUCCAGCGACACCGUUCAUUAUAAUAGUAUGGAAUUUGAAUGGAUAACCGUGGGUCAUGUUACCAACUCUUGGGUAGUUGACACGCUAAAACAUUUAGACCGGAAGCUUGAGCCAAAAGCUGCACCAGGUAGCGACAUAUCUCGGUACAAGCUGGAAAGUGUCGUGAAAGGCCUCUUGUUUGGCGGGUUUUUUCAUGGCGGUUGCAACGUUGCUGAGCGACAACAAAAUAAUAUUUAUUUAGCUGCUUUACACACUAGACCUCUGGGUAAAUGGUAA